GUAAAUGCGGCUCAUUGAAAUUUCCAACAUUUUUCUAAUAAUUGAACUCGAAUCAAAUGGUUCCCAUUAAAGACAAAAACCCGUUGCUUUGAAGAUCAUGUCGAACUAAUAGAGUAAUUUGUGGAACAGAAUCGAAAAUCAUCGAAGCGUUGAAGAUAGUUCUUAUUGAUACUUGUUUAGGAUUAUAAUUAUAAAAAAGGGAUUCAAGAUGAUGUCAAGAUCAUAUACUAAUCUCUUAGAUCUAGCUUCCGGUAAUUUUCCGGUAAUGGGUCCGGUUCGUGAAAGGAAACGGUUGACCCGGGUAAUGACGGUUCCUGGUGUAGUUUCCGAACUAGACGAUGAUCAAGCUAAUAGUGUAAACUCUGAUGUACAUUCAUCUGUAAAUCAAGAUCGAAUUAUAAUCGUAGCGAAUCAGUUACCGGUUAAAGUUAAACGGCGACCAGAUAAUAAAGGAUGGAGUUUUAAUUGGGAUGAUUAUUCAUUGUUAUUACAAUUAAAAGAUGGUUUACCCGAAGAAAUGGAGGUUUUAUAUGUGGGCUCGUUGAAAAUCGAUGUGGAUAUCAACGAACAAGACGAGGUUUCAUCGGUUUUGUUGGAAAAAUUCAAGUGUGUACCGGCGUUUUUGCCGCCGGAGAUUUUCAAUAAGUUCUAUCAUGGGUUUUGUAAGCAACAUCUAUGGUCAUUGUUCCAUUAUAUGUUACCUUAUUCGGCUAAUCACGGCGGUCGAUUCCAUCGGUCGUUGUGGGAAGCAUAUGUUGCAGCGAAUAAGAUAUUUUCACAAAGGGUUAUUGAGGUUAUAAACCCAGAAGAUGAUUAUAUUUGGAUUCAUGAUUAUCAUUUGAUGGUGUUGCCUACGUUUUUACGGAGACGGUUUAAUCGAUUGAGAAUGGGGUUUUUCUUACAUAGUCCGUUCCCUUCGUCGGAGAUUUAUCGAACAUCGCCGGUAAGGGAAGAGAUUCUAAAGGCGCUGUUGAAUUCGGAUCUUAUCGGUUUUCAUACUUUUGAUUAUGCUAGACAUUUUCUAUCUUGUUGUAGUCGAAUGUUAGGUUUAGAGUAUCAAUCGAAACGGGGUUAUAUCGGAUUAGAGUAUUACGGUAGAACGAUCGGGAUAAAGAUUAUGCCUGUUGGUGUUCAUAUGGAACAGAUUGAAUCUGCUUUGAGAGUUGCAGACAAGGAAUCGAGAAUUCAUGAGUUCAAACAAAAGUUUGAUGGAAAAACUGUAUUGCUCGGUGUUGAUGAUAUGGAUGUGUUUAAAGGUGUCAAUUUGAAGCUUUUGGCUAUGGAACAGAUGUUGAAACAACACCCGAAAUGGCAAGGAAGAGCCGUACUUGUUCAAAUCACGAACCCGGCUAGGGGACGAGGGAAAGAUCUUGAGGAUACACAAGCUGAAAUACAAGAAAGCUGUAAAAGAAUAAACGAGAUGUUCGGAAAAACGGGUUAUGAACCGAUUGUGUUUAUCGAUAGGCCAAUAUCAUUAGCUGAAAGGGUUGCAUACUAUACUAUAGCUGAGUGUGUCGUGGUAACAGCGGUGAGGGACGGGAUGAAUCUUACUCCUUAUGAGUAUAUCGCGUGCCGACAGGGAGUUUCUGAAUCGAUGUCUUCUUCCGAAUCAAAUGGGCCUAGGAAGAGUAUGCUAGUGGUAUCGGAGUUUAUAGGUUGUUCUCCUUCACUUAGUGGUGCAAUUCGGGUUAAUCCAUGGAAUUUCGAAGCAACUGCUGAGGCAAUGAACGAGGCAAUCUCGAUGGCUGAUGCUGAGAAGCAGUUACGACACGAGAAGCAUUAUAGGUACAUUAGUUCACAUGAUGUAGCGUUUUGGUCUCGUAGUUUCUUUCAAGAUAUGGAAAGGACGUGUAAAGAUCAUUUUAGAAGACGAUGCUGGGGAAUUGGUUUGAGCUUCGGGUUUAGAGUUGUAGCACUGGACCCUAACUUCAGAAAGUUGUCUAUCGAUCACAUAGAAUCCGUGUAUGUAAGGUCCAAAAAUCGGGCUAUAUUAUUAGACUAUGAUGGAACGGUAAUGCCUCAAACAUCGCAUAAUAAGACCCCAAAUGCAGAGGUAAUCUCGAUCGUGAACAGACUCUUGGGUGAUACCAAGAAUACAGUCUUUGUUGUAAGUGGAAGAGGAAAAGAAAGUUUAGACAAGUGGUUUUCUCCAUGUAAGAAACUCGGGAUUGCAGCCGAACACGGAUAUUUCAUGAGGUGGUCUAGUGACGAUAAAUGGGAAGUUUGUGGACCAAAUAGUGAAUUCGGGUGGAAGCAAAUAGCUGAACCUGUUAUGAGAUUGUAUACCGAGGCCACUGAUGGCUCAUCUAUCGAAACCAAGGAGAGUGCCUUGGUUUGGCACCAUCAAGAUGCAGACCCAAGUUUCGGGUCUAGCCAAGCCAAGGAGAUGUUAGACCAUCUUGAGAGUGUAUUAGCUAACGAGCCAGUGACCGUAAAAAGCGGCCAGUUUAUCAUUGAUGUAAAGCCACAGGGAGUCAGUAAAGGUGUGGUCGCCGAAAAGGUCUUCACAACCAUGGCCGAGAGCGGAAAGCAAGCAGAUUUUGUUCUAUGCAUUGGCGACGACCGAUCUGACGAGGAGAUGUUCGAGAUCAUUAGCAGUGCGAUUUCCAGUGGCAUCCUAUCCUCCAACGCAUCCGUUUUCGCCUGCACGGUCGGCCAGAAACCUAGCAAAGCCAAAUAUUAUUUAGAUGAUCCGGCUGAGGUCAUAAACAUGCUCGAAGCCCUUGCGGAUGCUUCGGACCCGGGAUCCUUCACAGAUACUGAAUCAGAUAUCUCCCUUUGAAAUACCCUCCGUUUCCUUUAUACAAAAUUCCGGGGCCAGUUGAGAAGAAGUGAAUCUAGAUUGUCCGAUACUGUCCGUUGGAAAGCGUCAUCAAGAUACGGCCGCGGAGAAAAUUAUGACUCGAUAGAAAUAUAUUAACUAACACUUGCAAAUCACAUGAAUGAACAAAUGUUUACUGAAGCUUUUUCCUUUGUGUAUUCAAAUGCAGCACUUCAUUUUUGCAACAGAUCAAA
Messenger RNA from Gossypium arboreum, 3015 nucleotides. Its product is annotated as probable alpha,alpha-trehalose-phosphate synthase [UDP-forming] 7. Gene Ontology annotation, cellular component: cytosol. Gene Ontology annotation, biological process: trehalose biosynthetic process. The record is from RefSeq and is a predicted model, not a curated record. Gene Ontology annotation, molecular function: catalytic activity. Lineage: Eukaryota; Viridiplantae; Streptophyta; Magnoliopsida; Malvales; Malvaceae. The transcript has 4 exons. The coding region runs from base 209 to 2782 and encodes 857 amino acids.